GCGAGGAAAGGGCAGAGAGUAGACUUGUAAUGUUAGUGGUUACCGCCAUACCCAUCAGCGCUGCCUCACAGGAAUCUGACGAUUCUUGCGGAGACGUAGACGCAUAUGGAUGUUGAUUUCUGGCCCUCAAGAAUCUACGCUAAGCACCUCUCUGCUGUACAAGCUGACAGAUACAACUCUGCAGAUAAUAAUUUGGCAAUGGAUGAUUCGGAUGGAGAUGAGGAUUCAAGAGCGUAUUUUCCAUGCCCCUUCUGCUAUGUAGACAUUGAAGUCCAUGUGCUCUGCAGCCAUCUGCAGGAUGAACACUGCUUUGACUUAAAAAAUGCAGUAUGUCCACUUUGUGCAGCAAAUUUAGGGAAAGAUGUGAUUGGGCAUUUUACAGUAAACCAUGCAAGUUCAUUGACGGUACUUUUCACUUGUUUUAGGUCUUCAGGUCGCAGGAGAAAGUCUUUAAAAUCUGGUCUCUGGACCGGUAGUUCAGCUAUGAUUGGCAAGGAACUUAGCUCAUUUCUUGGAUCUUCAACAAAUGGUAGGGCAAACACAAACGAAUCUGCACCAGAUCCACUUCUAUCACCAUUUCUUGGCAGUGGAUCCCAUUCACACCCUCAAGGAAGCCAAGAAGAUGAAUCUUCCAAUAUAACUGCCCAUUUAAAAAGAUUUGGCAAUGGGAUACCACUAAUUGCAUAUCUUAUGUGCAGCACUGAGACACCUUCACUUGAUGGAGGUGAUGAGGUGGAUUCUGAAGAGAGAAGGCAUAGAGCAGCAUUUGUUCAAGAGUUGAUUUCCUCAACCAUAUUCUAAAGCUUUGUCAGUUUUCUGCGUGAUGCAAACGGUUGCACUACUCAUCGUUCACCACCUAUAAAUGAUGUUGCAUCUACAGACACUGGGGUUUUUAUUACUGGUGCAUGGAUUUAGGAAAGCUAAACAUCGUGGAGUGGAUGGUGAAUGGCUAAGUCGGGAAUCAAAUACAUCUUGUAUUUAAUGUCUCUACAUAUAUGUAGCCUCUUAAAAACUACAUUUAUCUAAUGAAUACUGAGUAGAAAACAAAACUCUUCUAUUCUUAAUGCUAAAGCUAGUCUUCA
Molecule: messenger RNA, 1082 nt
Organism: Hevea brasiliensis (rubber tree)
Lineage: Eukaryota; Viridiplantae; Streptophyta; Magnoliopsida; Malpighiales; Euphorbiaceae
Product: protein DEHYDRATION-INDUCED 19 homolog 6
Exons: 5
Coding region: 106-801 (231 amino acids)
Source: RefSeq, a predicted model, not a curated record